Messenger RNA from Brassica oleracea var. oleracea, 972 nucleotides. RefSeq lists its product as uncharacterized. Bases 1 to 972 code for a protein of 323 amino acids. The record is from RefSeq and is a predicted model, not a curated record. Lineage: Eukaryota; Viridiplantae; Streptophyta; Magnoliopsida; Brassicales; Brassicaceae. The transcript is spliced from 3 exons.
AUGGCGUGCAAUCUGAGAAUCAAACUCUAUCAGAUGGAUGUCAAGAGUGCCUUCCUAAACGGUGUAUUACAAGAAGAAGUCUACGUAACACAACCAAAAGGGUUUGAGGAUCCACAUUUUCCGGAUCACGUUUACAAACUCAAGAAAGCUCUCUAUGGGUUGAAACAAGCUCCACGAGCUUGGUAUGACCGUCUGACGGAGUUCCUGUUACAAGCUGGUUUUCAAAGAGGUGGUGUGGACAAGACACUGUUCGUCGGAGAAGAUGGAGAUGACAUGCUGAUCAUUCAAGUUUACGUGGAUGAUAUCAUCUUCGGAGGAACGUCUAAGCAAAUGGUUGAUGACUUCGUGAAGACUAUGACAAAGGAAUUUGAAAUGAGUAUGGUUGGUGAACUGAGCUAUUUCCUUGGACUUCAGGUCAAACAACUAACCGAUGGAAUCACAGUGUCACAGAGUACCUAUGCCAAAAAUCUCAUCAAGCGAUUUGGAAUGCAGACAAGUAAGACUGCAAAAACUCCUAUGAGCACAACAACCAAACUUUCCAGAGAUAGCGAUGGGAAACCAGUUGAUGAGAAACUCUACCGAGCCAUGAUUGGAAGCCUUCUUUACCUCACGGCGAGUCGUCCUGAUCUAUGCCUCAGUGUGGGGAUUUGUGCUCGCUAUCAAGCUAAACCAAAAGAGUCUCACAAGAAUGCAGUAAAGCGUAUUAUCAAAUACGUGAAAGGCACCCUUGAUUUUGGUCUUCAUUAUACAUUUGAGACUAAUGUGAAUCUUCCAGGUUUUUGUGAUGCUGAUUGGGCAGGCAUGUUGCCAAUCUCUUGGGAUAAAUGUUUCGGAGCAGCGUGUCACUCCACUUUGUCUCUGGAUUCCAUCUCUUUCCUAACAAUGGAGAUGGAGAGACAGACGCACAAGAUACCUAACAUGUGUUUCCAGACUGUACAAAAGAGUGUGAAAAACAGAGUUGGAGUUAACUGA